Messenger RNA from Plasmodium gonderi, 2013 nucleotides. Its product is annotated as RNA helicase-1. Bases 1 to 2013 code for a protein of 670 amino acids. Gene Ontology annotation, cellular component: spliceosomal complex. The transcript has a single exon. Gene Ontology annotation, molecular function: RNA helicase activity; RNA binding; ATP binding. NCBI's taxonomy places the organism in Eukaryota, Apicomplexa, Aconoidasida, Haemosporida, Plasmodiidae. Gene Ontology annotation, biological process: mRNA splicing, via spliceosome. The record is from RefSeq and is a predicted model, not a curated record.
AUGGGAGACUCCAACAAUAAGAACAUAGAUAAAGUGCAGGUUGAUCAUGGAAAGGAUGAAUCCGACAGCAGCAGCAGCGAGGAGUUUGUUUAUGAACCGAGGAGUUCACGGAAAAAGAGAUUCAUGGAUAACCUGAUAAAUAGUUUUAUAAAUAAUAAAAAGAAGAGAAAAGAUGAAUAUGAAUUAGAGGAUGAGAAACGGGGGAGUAAAUAUGAUUCAAGUGAAAAAUCCAUGGGAAGUGAAAAUAAUGAGAACGACGAGGAGGAUGCAGAAAAACAUAAUAACAAAGAAGAUAAGAAGAAAAAGGAUGGAAUAAAAAAGGACAUGAAUAAAAAAAUGGAAAAUGAAGUAAAGACAAAUAUGCAGAAAAGUUUGCUAGAAACAUAUUAUAAAAUGAGACUGGAAGCACAAAACAAUGCAGUAGAUGAAACAGAAGAAAUUCGAAAAAGAGAAGAAAAAAUAUUAGCACAAGUAUCAAAAGCUUUAAAUGCACCAUUACAAUCAGUUAAGGAAAGGGCUAAAGGUAUUGUAUAUAAAGAAAACUUUAAAACAAUAUGGACAUUGCCUAAGAAAUAUAAACAAUUAAGUAACAAAUAUGUAAAUAAAAUACGAAAUGUAUUUUAUAUUGAUGUAAGUGGAAAUGAUAUACCACCACCAAUUAAAAAUUUCCGCGAUAUGAAAUUUCCGAAACCAAUUUUAAAAGCUUUAAAAAAAAAAAAAAUUGAUAAACCCACACAAAUACAAAUGCAAGGAUUACCAUCUAUAUUGUUAGGAAGAGAUAUCAUUGGAAUUGCAUUUACAGGAAGUGGAAAAACGAUAGUUUUUGUUUUACCCUUAGUUAUGAUAUGUUUAGAAGGAGAAAUGCGAUGUAAAAUUGAAGAUGGAGAAGGACCAUUAGGUCUUAUUGUAUGUCCAUCUAGAGAAUUAGCAACACAAACACAUAAUGUUAUAAAAUAUUUUUGUGAGUUUUUACAUAAUGAUGAUUUUCCAAUGUUAAAAAGUUUAUGUAUGAUUGGAGGUAUAAGUACAUAUGAGCAAGGGAGAGAAAUACAGAAAGGCAUUCACAUGGUUGUAGCUACUCCUGGUAGACUGAACGACAUGUUAAAUAAAAAAAGGAUGACUCUUGAGCAGUGUAGAUACUUAUGUUUUGAUGAAGCAGAUAGAUUAAUUGACUUAGGGUUCGAAGAAGAGGUGCGUAAUACAUUAGAUCAUUUUUCUCGUCAAAGGCAAACAUUGUUAUUUAGUGCCACUAUGCCUAAAAAAAUUCAAGAAUUUGCCAAAUCAACAUUAGUAAAUCCUAUAAUAAUAAAUGUAGGAAGAGCUGGUGCAGCUAAUUUAGAUGUUAUACAAGAAGUAGAAUAUGUUAAAGAAGAAUUAAAAUUGUCAUACCUGUUAGAAGUAUUGCAAAAAACAGGACCACCUGUUUUAAUUUUUUGUGAAAAUAAAAAAGAUGUAGAUGAUGUACAUGAAUAUUUAUUACUAAAAGGAGUAAAUGCGAUUGCUAUACAUGGUAAUUUAGGACAGUCGGAAAGACAAGAAGCUAUUAAUUUAUUUAGAGAAGGGAAAAAAGAUAUUUUAGUUGGUACAGAUGUUGCAUCGAAAGGUUUGGAUUUCCCAUCUAUUGAGCAUGUAAUUAAUUACGAUAUGCCAAAAGAUAUUGAAAAUUAUGUACAUCGAAUUGGUAGAACAGGUAGAUGUGGAAAAACUGGAAUUGCAACAACCUUUAUUAACAAAAAUCAAGAAGAAGCUAUUUUGCUAGAUUUAAAAGCUUUACUAAUUGAAGCCAAACAGAAAAUACCUCCCUUUCUGGAAAUGUUAGAUAGUAAGGGAAUAAACUUAAAAGAAAUAGGUGGAGUUAAGGGCUGUUCCUACUGUGGUGGCUUAGGGCAUAGAAUCACACAAUGCUCAAAACUGGAAAGCCAAAGAAAUAAGCAAAUCUCAUUCACGAACAAGGACAUAUUGUCUAGUAGUAACAAGCAUAAUAAUAUGCAUGCGUACACAGGGGAUUGGUGA